Molecule: messenger RNA, 13847 nt
Organism: Vespa crabro (European hornet)
Lineage: Eukaryota; Metazoa; Arthropoda; Insecta; Hymenoptera; Vespidae
Exons: 14
Coding region: 1571-4063 (830 amino acids)
Source: RefSeq, a predicted model, not a curated record
GCGAGAGGGUGCGACGGUGGGGGUAACCGGUAGCUCGGACAGCUCCGUGCUUCUUCGGCGCGAUUCGAGCGCUCAGUCCGACCCGGACGUCCGUGGGAGAUGUGUCUGUCGCUUUUUCGCCGCCGGCACGUACGCACGCAAGGACGCACCGGUGUUGUUCGCGCACGUUGCUCUCGUCUUCAAAUAAUAUAACAAUCCUCGUUAUAGGACAAUCGAACGAACGAUUCUCGUCGUCCACGUUUUCCUUGAAAACGAUCGCAGAGAUUUUUUCUCUUUUUUUUUUUUUCUCGCCUCCCCCCCCCCCCUCCCCCAACAAGUCGACGAGAAGAAAGAAAAAACAACAAAGGUCAUCGUCGUCGUUCGUUUACAUUAUCGUUUACAUCCCUCGCGGGACGCGCCAAACGACUCGCGUGACUUUUUCUCCUCUCGUUUAUCUCAAAGGAUAUAAUAAUAUUUAAGAGGACUCGAAUUUUUUUGAGGGAAGAAAAAGGGAGAAAGAAAAUUUCGUAUUCGGAGUGUGAUAGAACAGACCAGUAACAGAACGGACGAGCGAGAGUAGGUUGCUCGAGAGAGAAAAGGUGCAUCGAGGGACGAAGAAGUUUUAAGUGCGACGGAUAUUCAACUACGACGUCCAUCUUUGAUUUUUUACGAUUUAUUAUUAUAUCGUGAAAGACGACGACGAGUACGACGGGUUCCAAGUAUAAUUUCAAGAAUUGAAGAAAGGAUGAUGAAAAUAAUAAAGGUUGAAGAGUUAUUACCGUGAGAGAAAGAGAGAGAGAGAGAGAGAGAGAGAGAGAUAAAGAGAGAAAGAGAAAAAAAGAGGGAGAGAGAGAGAGAGAGAGAGAGAUGAGAGAGAAAGAGUGAGAAAGAGAAGGAGAAACGACUGAAAGUGUCGAAGGUUUUUUUGUUCGAGCGACUACGAAGGGCGACGAAGGAAAACGAAGUUCGGGCGAAUGUAUAAAGGGGUGAAAGAGAGGAAAGAGAGGAAAAAGAGAUAGAGAAAGGCUGAGGAAGGAAAUAGAAAUAUAGAGAUUCGUGGUUCCGGUUAGUUUCUACUGUGUGUCACGUGACCUUAUAAAGGAUAUUUACUGUGCUUCGUGUUUUUUUUUUUUUUACGACGAUCGUGCUUGCUUUCUCUUCCUUCGUCCUGUUGAGAAAAGAGAAAAAGAGGCUCUGGCUUUAUUUCUUCGUUUAAGAGACAUCAAGACUACUUCUUUAUUGAAAUCUGCGUUCUACUUGGAAAAAUAAACCAACCAACCAACCAACCAACCAACCAACCUACCAACGGAAUAACGGUUAUUGCGCCUGCCAUUUCUACGAGUCUCGCGGUAAAAGAGAGAGAAAAAAUCUUUGACAUUUCAAUAAUUCGCCCGCGAUAAAACCGUGUCGAGUGUAGUGUGCUACGUUGAACGAGUACGCAAGGACGAAGAAGAGAAGACGGUCAAGUUACGUCGUACGAAUCACACCGGAUUGCAAAAUCGGUGCAUACUGAAGCAGAGAGGGCUGUGAUGAGGGAAGCAGGCUAGAAGGAAGACCCUGUCGCGCAAGCGCCGGUAGGAGCACAAGAAAGAUGCCGCCAUCCUCGAGAGCCUUAUUAAGCCCGGUGCUGCUUCUAAUCUUCGCAGGAAGCAUCGGUGCCUUCAACUCGCGACAAGGAGAAUGUACGUUUCCACCGCGUUGGGAAGGCACCUGGUUUCAAAGUGGCGUGAGGCAAUCGAUUGUAAUAUCCAGGAAUGAGCUUUCCAGUAAAGGCAGGUGUCUCCACAAUGAGGGGGACAAAUUCCUUUUAGUCGACAUGAAAUCCUGCUACCGCUGCGUCGUCAUUCACGAGAAGCACUCCAAUGUUCUCCAGUACAAAGAGACUUACUGCCACACUAGAAACUCCUUGUCGUCUUUAUGCUCGUACAUCACCGGCGAUGCGCUCCUGUACUCAAUGUUUCGCGAGGAGGCACUCCCAGUACCGUGUCCCUUUCGAGGACCAAUGACCUUCUCGUAUAAUCGAGGUCAUGGUACUUGCUCGAUUCCACAAAGCAAUGUCGACACGUGCACGGACGACAGUCGACUCCUUUUCAGGUAUCAGGCCUGUCCAGACGUUUCCGCUUCUGAAAGUGCCGUGGAGGAGCUCGAGUGCCUGGCCACAUGGAAGGAGGGUAGCAGCCGGUACCUCGUCGGCCGUUUACAUCACAACCACGCGUCGAGCAACGAAGAUCGAUACCGAUGCUUCGUCUACGAGAAGGCCAGUCAGACGGUGCAGGGCAAUCUAAACAGAGCUGCCAUGGGCAUGGGCGCCAUGCAUCAUGACGUCGCCCUACCGAGUGGACCGGUGCCCGAGGGCGCGGCCGAAAUAUACCGGGUGGCUCAGAGUGGUGAUGCUACUUGCAAUGGCCUUUCCAGUCCUAUGGAGGGCUCUAGAACAAUGACCUUGAAGAAAGUCUCAUCACCAGGCGAAUGCCGUUUCCCGAGCUGGCUGACUGGUCAUAGUAGCGGAGGACUCACAUGGCACACACUAGAUCUCGCAAGAUCCUAUACCUUUCAUCCUAGAAACGCUUCCCUUCACGUAGCUCGAUCAAACGGUAGUUCCUCCAGGUUCGACGGUGGCUCUUUGGAUGGACAGUAUAUUCCUGGACAAGAGGAUCAAGAUGUGAAAAUUCUUUGCAAUAGUAUAAAACAAUCGAACGCUGCUCCGGGCAUGAUAAUGAUCAUGCUUGUUGCCCAUUUCACAGUUGGAUGCCGAAGCGGUUAUAUGUGCAUGGCAUUUUAUCGAAGAGACGGUCACGUUAUAGAGGUACAAACAGGAAGUGCCAUUUCAAGACCGGAAGAAGCCUGCAGUCCACCACAUUUUCAACACAGUAUACCCUACCUCACAUUAGUUACGAGUUCACCGGAACUACGCCAGUGUCCUUACCUUGGUAAAUUCACGGUAACCGGAGUUAACCAUAAUCAGAGAAACACUCGUGAAAGUCGUAGAAAUCAACAUCAAGAGUCUCUGACGAGCAGACACGAGGGUGAAAAGGUUAGACAUGCUCAGGAACGGAUAGUCGAGGACCGUCGUGGUCGAAGUAAAAUCGAUUUUGAACUUGAGAAGAGACGAGCGAACAACGAAUAUCUCGUGCGUGAGCGAAUGGGUAGACGGGCCAGAUCGAAUCGUAAUAACAGAAGUCACAGAGAUCAACAGGAGUCCUCUUCUUCGUCGAGAUUAGUUUCAGAAUCACAGGAGUUGAUUCAUAGGGAACACGUUUCGCAUUUAAAGACGAAAAAACGAGAGAAAAUUUCGGACGAGAUUGAUAACGAAGAAGAUGGUGAUGAUGGAUCGAGCAGAUCGAAGAGAAAUUCGAAAAUGACGGAUUUCUUGGAAGACUUUACCGAGUUCGCUCAUAUGAAACAAUUCUGGAUGCCGAACUUCGACGACGUGGGAAAGUCGGCCAUUUUAGAAGUCGACGACGACGAAUACUUCGGGGAUUAUCCUGAUACCAAGAAAGCACCGAAGAAGAGAUCGUCCCAAGGCAUUCGAUCUUACAAGAGCAUGUCCUUUGCGGAUCUCACGAGGAUGCGACGAGACCUCGAGAAUCUUGUACACGAAGAAGAAAUUACGAGCGAGACCAGAGAGAAGAGAGAGGAGGUUGAAUCAAGAUGCAAUGCUGAGAUCACCACUCUUACAGUUGGCUGUUCUACCGCAGACAGAAUGGAGUUUCAAAGCGACUGCGUGGAUGAGGAUGCAGUUACCGCUUACUCCUGCCAUGGAAGGUGGAUAGAUGCGGAGGGUACUCAGUUCGUGAUCGCGACCCCACUCGCGCGCAGAACAACGUGGUCGAACGAUAACAACAGGCCGCAGCCCUACAGGAACACCCAAAGAUUGUGCUUCAUGUACAAAGAGAGCGGUGGGGUUGUUAGUUUAACUGCCAGCCCCGUGGCGUGUCAAAGAGGCAUCCCUCCACCCGCACCGAUGUUGGCCUUCAACGCGACCAGCACCGGUCAAUGUAUGGAGGAGAACAACGGGCAGAUGCAUCGAGCGACGUACCUGACGAUAAUCCUGUUGACGGCGGUGGUCGUGAUAUUUAGGUGAUUCUAAUCGAAAAGAUGACGACGACGACGAGAACGACGAGAACGACGAGAACGACGACGACGAAGACGACGACAACGACGACGACGACGACGACGACGACGACGACGACGACGAUUUUCGAGAGAAGCGUUGAACGACCUUCGUGGGAAAAUGUUUUAUCGACGAGGAUGCCGAGCGACGAGGGAAAAAAAAAAGAAGAAGGCAGAGCGAGAGAGACCGCCUCUGGCGCGAAGCAACGGCAGCGAUCGUUCGAACGUCGAGGCCAAUGGAAAAAGAUGGUGGAAGAGAGGUGGAGAAGGAGGAGAAGGAGAGGGAGGAAGAAGUACAGGAUGCCCUGCUGCUGGUGAAAGAGGAAGGAGACGUGGGACGGAGAAGAGGAAGAAAGAAUCGAUUCACCGGCUUUGACUGCCUUCGGUCGAUAGGUCCUGCCAAGUCUUCUAUCUCUUUCUCUCUCUCUCUCUCUCUCUCUCUCUUUCUCGCUUUCAUUCACUCUCCUUCUCUCUUUCUCUGUCUCUUCCUUUCUCUCUCUCUCUCUCUCUCCCUCUCUCUCUUUCUCUCCCUCUCUCUCUCUCUCUCCCUCUCUCUCUCUCUCUCUCUAUCUAUCUAUCUCUCUUUCUCUCUGUCAGGAGAAAUUCGUGCUCGUACGAUCAUCGUUUUGGGAGUAAAGGGAAAAGGAGAGGAAGAGGAGGAGGAGGAGAAGAUAAAGGGGAGAGAAUCAGCUCGACCGCCAGAAGGUACAAACUCCGCACACUAUCGUCGACCGUCGAUCCUUUGAGGCGAGCCGGUGAUCUUCGAUCCGUGAACGAAAGGAUAAGGAUGCACCCGGAGAACGUGUGGACUCUUUUUCCUUACUACGGUCAAACGAACGAACGAUGAGAGAGUAAGAAAUAGAAUGAGAGAGGGAGAGAGAGAGAGAGAGAGAGAGAGAGGAACAGAAAUAUAAAGAGAAAGAGAGAGGACCAGCUGUAUGUACAAGCGAGAAAAUACGCGUUUUCCUUCGUCUCUCGACACUUCUCGCCAAUACGGCCAGUAGCUUUUUUUACCGACACGUUGUGUACACAUGUAGCUCGUAGUAAACGCGCGCGUGCUAGAUAAUUAAAGUCCUCGAUAAGAGAAGAAAAGGAUGAACGAACGAACGAACGGUUUACCGUGGUCGGACCAUAUCAAAGCGAGGCAAGGAUCGGUCGAUCGUUCGUUCUGUUUCUUUCUUUUUUGGACACGAAGGAUUACGCGAGGAAAGAGAGUAGAAAGAGAAAACGAGAGAGUAAGAGAGAGAGAGAGAGAGAGAGAGAGAGAGAAAGAAUGAGGGACCGAUCGUGAAACGAAAUAUAAGCGCGGUAAUCUCGUUCUAGCUAGUAAGCCAAGCGACGAGGCGGGCUCGUUAUCUUCUAAGGUAGGAACUACAUAGACAGAGAGACUAUCCUUGAUAAAAGCAGAGACGACGACGGGCAAUUUACUCUGCAAACGUUUCCCUCCUGGAAUCACGGUGCUCGCCAGACUUCUCCAUCUUUUAUAUAUAUAUAUAUAUAUAUAUAUAUAUAAACCCACUUUAGGCGACGUAGGCGCCUUUAAUUUAUAAUUAUAUAUGUAUAUAUAUGUAUAUAUGUAUAUAUAUAUAUAUAUAUAUAUAUAUACAUCCAAGAAAUGUAUUUAUCCAUCCAUGGCUUGCCUAGGAGAGGAUGUCAGAAGAAAACCGCCGAAACCGAUGGAGAAUCGUGAGCGUACUAUAUCGGCACGAGAUCAAAUUCCAUGACCUUUCGUUGUGUGUAUGUUUGUGUAUAUGUGUCUAUGUGUGUAUUGACAGUGGAAACGAAUUUUAGAGUAAAUCGCCCUACGACGAUUGAAAAGUGACGAUUUCUUCUCAAACGCCAAGGAUAAUUUUAAUGUUUUUGCCUGUAUAAAAAGAUUAUUAUAAAGCGACGAGGGCUAUGUAAGAACAAGUGAUUCAACGCAAUACAACCUACUCGAUAAUACAUAUAGGAAAAUGACUAUUUUAUGCGACUAAUAGGAUGAGAGAGGGAAAUGAUAGAUAGGGAGAGAAAGAGAGAGAGAGAGAGAGAGAGAUACGAACGAUGUGAAAGGACAGUGAGAAGGGGAGAGAGAAAGAGGUGAGAACGAUAAGUGAUGUGAAAUAGAAGUUAAAGAAGACGAAGGAAAAUUUGGAAAAUUUUAUACUUCGCUGCACAUUUAUAUGUCGUCGUAUAACUGUGAUCGAUUUUUUUUUUCUUUCCGACGAGUUCGCCUAAAACAGAAGAGAGAAAGAGAGAAAGAAAGAGAGAGAGAGAGAGAGAGAGAGAGAGAGAAAGAGAUAUAGCCAAAGAAUAGAGAAGAUUUAUUCUUGCAUCUCUAAUCCGCGUUGCGAAUCUCUUCUAAACUCUUUCUCUCAUAUCCCUCCGACUCGACCUCGAUGCGAUCGCGAACCUUUUUAUUUCUAUAGUUUCUCGUAGAGAGAAAGAGAGAGAGAGAGAGAGAGAGAGAGAGAGAGAAAUAAAUAAAGAAAAGGAAAAGAAAGAGAAUAGGGAAAGAUUUUGUUUUCGCAAGGGCACCGAGGUCUCUCCCUUUUCUUUCUUUUUUUUUUUUUUUUUUCUUAUAGCGUAAGGAAUAAGCAAUAAAAAACGCGCAAUGGCUGAACGCUCGAUAAAAGAGAGAAAGAGAGAGAGAGAGAGAGAGAGAGAGAGAAAAUAAAAAAAGGAAUAAAAAAAAAGAAAAGCGGCAAUUAAAUGGCGUAAACGAUUAAUCGUAUUUACGAGAGGUAACUCGACGACCUUCGUAGAUAUAUUGAUCGGGAGAAAUGAUUAUAUAUCUAUUGUGUACCGAUUUUCCCUUGAAUUCGGAUUGAAUCUAUUUGCGAAAUGAAAAAAGCUUCGAAGGAGACGGUGACGUAAGGAACGGGCGAAUGCAAACGAUAUUAUUGUAACUAAUACAGAGUCUAUAUAUUAUAUUAUUGUACAACCAUCUUUGUAAUAAUUAACCCAAACCGAGUGACGAGAGGAUAAACAAAAGGAGGAGACGUGCAAUGAGAACAUUUGACAAUGAAGAGAAAACAUGAGAGUGUUCGUAUGCGUGUGCGUGUAUGUGAUUUUAUGUGAGAAAGAAAGAGAGAGAAAAAGAGAGAGAGAGAGAGAGAGAGAGAGAGAGAGAGAGAGAAAUGGAAUGCGACCGAAAUAGAGGAUGACACAGUGAAACAUAAAAAGAAAAAAAGCCAAUCGCUAUUUUACCACUUUUUCAAUCGCGUUAUCGUAGUUUGUAUACUAUUAAACUUUUCUUCGAUUUAUCGUUAAUUACGUAAACGAAAACCAUCGUCGGACGUUCCGCGAAUAAAUCCUCGUGUUUAAAUGAAAUUGCAAUUUAUCUUCCCUAAUGUAAACGUCUUAUUUACUUAACAUUUUCCAUUCGUAGUUUGUUUAUCUUCUCGAACGUUAUUUUUCCUUUACCAAACUUCCAUGUCAUUCUAAUUACUUUUACAUCAAUCGAAACUUUAACGUCCUUCGUAAUAUUCGAUAUUGUAUCAAGUCAAAUUAAAAAUUGAUUUACAAAGGAUGAAACGUAAUAAUUAACGACGAUGGUUUUUUUGAUCCAGUUUUGUGAUUUCGUGGUUCUCCGAUGAUAAAGGAACCUAAUCGAGAUUAAUUUUUUUUUUUUUUUUUAUCUCCUCGAGUACCUCGGUACUACACAUGACGAAUAAAAUCUCUUUAUUGUUAUUGUAUCGUCAUAUUGCGCACACAGAAGAUGAAAGGAAAGAAAAAAAAAAAAAAAGAAAAAAACGGAAAACAAGAAAAAAAAGAAAAAAACAAAAAACGCGAUGCUUUAUCGGGCCAGCUCGCAAGGCACCUUUUAAUUUUUCACGGACAGGUAGGUCUUAGGCGUUAGUAAAUCUUAGCAAAUUAGCAGCAUAGUAAUAACGUAUCUCGUACCUAAGAAAUGAAAAAUAAAAGCGGAGCAGCGUAUUUAGCAUAACGCAUAAAGGAAAGAAUCUUUAGCCGAUAAGAACGUCUCAUAGCUUCGUAGGUGAUAAUAAGCUCAUUGUGACAGCAAUCAGACGUGGCUGCCCCGCGGUCAAAUCGCCAAUAACCUUCUCCCUUUAUCUCCCUUUACCAUCAUAGAUACUCGAUAAUAAAUCCUGACUCGACAUUGAUCUGUCGCACGAUGGAUACAAAUCUCAAAACGUACGCAAAGGAGUUAGAAAGAAUAAUCUAUCGAAGGAAUACAAGCAAACAUUAAUGGGAAUCAUAUUUUAAAAGAUCCUACAAUACGAUUUACAUAUAUACAAUCAAUUUUAAAUGAAUGCGAAUGAAUUUUAAAAUCAACUUCCAGUUAUCUUUUAAAUGUUUUUAAUGGUUUUUCAAAGGGAACAUCGGAUGUCAUUUUUAAAUGAACGAAUGCUCAACGAAAAUCUACAUCGAAAGAUUAACAUACAUACGUGUUUAUACAUAUGUACACAUACACACAUACACACACACACACACACACACACACACACACACACACACACAUGUGAUUGCGACGACGCGACGCAGUGGUCUCAGGCCGAACGAACGACCGCUCUCCGUUGUUUUCGAUUUGCUUGGUGCAAACAGCAUCGAGAAAUUCGAUAAUUUUCCAGAGCAUCCACAAACAUCGUUACUAACCGACCACCUCAAUUCGCGUCGGCUGCACUCUCAUGAAACAUUAUGCGCGCCCCGCUUAAUGAGAUUGAUGCAAUCGCCUGAUGCGUUUAAUGCUACCAAUUUACAUUGGGCCCUAAUAUCGUGCGCGCGCGCAGACAUUCCACUAAUGGAGUCGCUAAUGAGAAACAGAAGCAACCCUUUCACCCAUCCACCCACGUCGUCUCUACCUCUUCGGCUCUGUCUCUCUCUCUCUCUCUCUCUCUCUCUCUUUCUCUCUCUCUCACUUUCUCUCGUCCUCUAUCUAUCUAUCUAUCUAUCUACCUCUACCUCUCUCUCUCUCUCUCUCUCUCUCUCUCUCUCUCUCUCUCUCUCUCUCUCUCUCUCUUUCACUCUCUCUUUCUUCCAUUUUUAACGAUGCAUAUAACCGAGUCGUUUAAUUCAACGAACACGAUAAUUCAUUUACAUUAUCCCGAAGAAACUCGUUUAUUUAUCGUUAUUCGAUUGAACAUAACGUAUAACUACGCUGAUUCGAAAAUCAUUAUUAUUAUUAUUAUUAUUAUUAUUAUUAUUAUUAUUAUUAUUAUUAUUAUUAUUAUUAUUAUUAUUAUUAUAAAUCAUGAGAAAUCCUUUCUAUCUUGAAUAUAACAUUCGAUUAUAAAUUUCAAUCGAAGUUAAUCGAAGUGAAUUUUAUCGUAGAAAUGACGUAAAUAGGAAGAAAAGGAUAUCUUAAUUCUUAAUCAACCUCGUGACAAUCCUGAAAUCCGCUUGCGAUUUUAGCAAUCAAAAAAUAUAGGUACCUAUGUGACGUGAUGAGCAGCGAUGCAUUUUAUUAUUCGCGAUAAUGCGUAUAAAUUUAAAUAAUUGUUGGAUAUUUUGUAUGCACGUUCGUUCGUUCGUUGGUUCGUUCAUUCGUUCAUUCGUUCGUUUGCGUAAAUUCAGAUCGGAAAGGCAAUCAAAGAAUUAUCCGCAGUGCGGAUAUAACCACGCGAAACCAGUCCCGACGACGGUUACGAAUGAAGCACGGCUUACGUAAUCGGACUUGUCUGCGUUAACGAUUUUAUGGGACCUCGUCUAAUGGGAUUAUCGGAUUACUUCCAUGUCCGUACGAGUACUCCCUCGCGAUUUAUUACUACCGUACGUUGGUGGAUUAUGCUGCUCAUUCUUGGAUCUCCUUCCUCGUACGAAGCCGCAAUACUCUCGCGGGAACCUUUAAACUGGGCAUUCGUGACACUCGCGGCCGAACGAAUCAAAAUGAAAAGUGCUUUUAAAUCGAAUCGAAGUUCGCAAAAGUAAAGUCGAUCACGUCGAAUAUUUCUUUCAUUGAACGUUCUCAAUCAAGAUCGAGACACGCGAAAUUUAAAUAGCCGAACACUUUUCGUCACCGUCGGACGACACGUCUAAUGGCCUUUUUAUAAAGGUAUUAUAUAUCGUUCGCGAUUUUUCAAAAGUGAACUUCUCGAUCGAUAAGAGAAUGCGAACUUGACUUUAUAAGAACAUUGAAAAGAAAAUAUAAAAUUGAUAUUAUAUCUUAAUAAUUAAACAUUAAGAGUUCCAUAAGAGGAACUACGAUUUCUAAACUCAUCAAAUAAUCUCUCCUUUAGAUAGAUCAAACAUUGUUAAAUUAUUCCUAUCUAAAACUACUAAAUAACGACAAUCUUUUCGUACCUAAUAUCGUGAUACAACAGGCAUGUCAAAUUCAUUUCGAUUAGCGAAUAAAUUAAACUAAUUUGAAUUAACAGAUUGUAUACCAUCUGUUGCAUUUUCCAAAUGUUUCAUCACCUUUUCAUUUUCUUCUUGUAAAAAUGAUAUAUGAUGUAUUAAAAAAGAAACACGCACAUGUACGCACACAGAUGCAAAUUUAAUACGUGAAAUUGUAUACGUGCAGCCAAUGUAUCGUUUAAUCAUUUAAAAAAAAUUUCAUGAGCCUAAUACUUUGACAUGCCUGUCAUAUAAUGGAACCCCUUGAAAAAAAAAAGAAAAAAAAAAAAAAUAAAAAAAAAAAUGAGUGAUCGAGAGAAAUCCCAUUAUCAUCAUUUUCAAUUGCUCGUAUCCAAAAGGGAAAAAAAAAAGAAAAAGAAAAAGGAAAAAAAAGAAAAAAAAAGAAAAACAAGGUCGUAAAAUAAUCGACGCAUUCCCGUCGAAAACUUAUCCCGAGUCGCUAUCCGUUAUUACAAGUCACCCUUCUGUUUCUCAUCCCCUAACGCGCGUGUCUACGUACAAAUACGAUAUCAACGAGGCACCCUUAACAAUCGUAAGAGCGUGGCUUCUAGGUGGUGGUCCAUAGUCGAUAGAUUAAAAACGAGGGAUGCUGUAUAAUACGUACAUACGUAACGAUCCUUUGGCAUAUGGGAACGAAAUGUACGGGAUAAGUUCUCCCUUCGUUUCUCCUUUGCGUACCCUCAACCCAGAAUCGAGGACGUUUUCAAUCAAGGGACAAUCAUCCCUCGACGAGCAAUCGAACCUUUUUAUCGAAUCAUCGUAGACGUGCAUCACCGUUUUCCCUCUUUUUUCUUUCUCCCACCCCGCCUCUCCCCACCGCGCCCUUUUUGCUUCGAACGAUACGUAUAUACCCAUAUAUAUAUAUACAUAUAUAUAUAUAUAUAUAGAUACAUAUGUAAACACACACAAGCAUACAUACAUACCCAUAGAUACAUAUACACAUACAUACAUACAUACAUACAUGCAUACAUAUAUAUAUAUACAUGCAUACAUGCAUACAUGCAUAUAUACAUAUAUAAAUCCUUCGUCAUUCUUCGCCCUAUAUCCAUGGUAGAACGACAAGAAGAUUUUUCGAAACGAUCCAAGAGAAAAAGAGGAGAAAAGAAUCAAUCGCGUUGCUUAUGCAACUUUUCUGUCUUUUCUCCGGUACUCAUACCCAAUUCCAUCUCCCGAGGAUAAAAAUAAAAGAGGAAAAAAAUCGAAAGAACGUAUAGGUGUACGUACGUAUGUGAUAAGGACGUACGAGUGUAAAUAUAUACAUAUAUAUAUAUAUAUAUAUAUAUAUAUAUAUAUAUAUAAAUAUACAUAUAAAUAUAAAUAUAUAUAUACAUACAUAUAGUAUAUAGGAUAUAUGUUAAUAUCGUAUACACGUAUUACAUGAUAUAUUUGGCGAGUAUACGUGCAUCCUUGCGUAUGCGUGCGAGCGACACUAUUCUAUUGGAAUGCAUUACGCACGUAACACGCGACAGGCCGCGGGGCAAUGAUGUAUAGAGAACGAUGAAAGAAUGAAUGAAAGCAUGUGUGCUAUGAGUAUAUGUGUCUAAAAGAGAGAAUGAGAGAAAGAGAGAGAGAGAGAGAGAGAGGAAGGGAGGGAGAGGGAGAGAGGGAGAUAGAAAAAGAAAUAGUGAGGCAUAUUAUUUCCUUCGACUUUUCACGAUACGUGAUUGGAGGAUAACGAAUCGAACUGUUUGUUUUUUUUUUUUUUUUUUUUUUUUUUUUUUUUUUAUAUUUGUUUUCUACCAAUAUAAUUCUUAUAUAUUAAUCUAUUGUUAUGAUAUAAUUUUUACUAUCGUUGUAGUUAAGUAAUGAAAAAUCGGGACGGUUUCGUCGCGUCGAAAAAUAAUUUUUUAAACGAGGACAUUGGAGAAUUUGCAAAUAAAAGAAAGAAAUAAAAAAAAAAAAGGAAAAAGAGAGAAAUAGGGUGUGAGAGAGAGAGAGAGAGAGAGAGGGAGAGAGAGAGAGAGGGAGAACGAACAGAGAUCCAAAUCGAACGAACAUCGACGUUCGAUUCACGAUUUUCAACGACUCGUGAUCGUUUUCCUAUUUUAGCGAGCGCACCAUUAGUGCUCGACCGUCAUUGUCAACCGACUCGAUUUACCGAUAGACCAUAAAAGCCAUCGGCCGCGUUUCGAAACGACGCACUCCGAUUAUGAUCGUUCUCGCGAGCACGAACGUUCGCUGCAUAAUGCGCUUCACGAAUUGUGCAAUUGCGUUAAACCGACGUACCGAGUAUCGGCAUUCUCGUUAAGUAUCGAUUUCUCGAUCGUGAGCAUUAAUAACGAUGGACUUGUAAUGGUAGAAGAAGGUAGAAGCUAUUUUGGCGGGCGAUAUAAACGAACCAAUUGUUAUCGAUAUAUCGAACGAUAGUUUUCUUUUAGCUUUUCUUUUUUUAGCCUUUUUGAUUUCAUAUUUUAUCUUUUUCUUUCUCUUUUUUUCUUUCUUUUUUUUCUUCUUUUGUUCUUUUUUUUUUCUUUUUUUUUUUCUUUUUCUUUCAAUCAUUUCUUUCAAGAAUUUUUCCAGGACAUUUGUUUUUCUUUUCCUUUUCAAUUUAUCAUUCAAUUCGAGUCCUCCUUACGUCGAUGAAAUUUUCUUCCAACGUGAAGAAUAUUAAGAUCAAAAGGGGAAGACAGUCUUAAAAGGCUCUCAUACGAACGACAAAAGCUAUAGAUAUGCGUGAGUAUGUACGCUCGAUGUGUUGUACGAUGCAACAGAAAGUGUAACUCUGAAAUAGCGCGAGUAAAUGGAAAAAGAUGGUAGAGAAUAUAAGUGUGUAAGCUACCUGUGCCUUGUAACAAACUAUAUAUGUAUAUGUGUAUAUAUAUAUAUGUAUAUAUUAGAGACAAAAAAAGGGGGAUACAGAUAUAAAACAGCUCGUACGUAUAUAGACAUAUAUAAAAAAUAAAAAAAAAUAAAAAAAAAAAAAUAAAAAAAAUAUAUAUAUAUAUAUAUAUAUAUAUGUAUACAUACAUACAUAACUCUUACGGUAAUCUAUUCGAAAUAAUCGUUGCCGUCUCUUCUGAAACAAAAAGGAAAAAAAAAAGAAAAAAAAAGAAAAAAGAGAACCCUUCUCAGAAUUUCAUUCAGCGUACGUGUGUGCGAAGAAAGAGCGAGAGAACGAGAGAGCGAGAGAUUAAGAGAGAGUGAGAGAGAGAGAGAGAGAGAGAGAGCGAGCGAGCGCAAAAGAGAGAAAGAGAAAAAUGAAGAGCUGCGAAUUGGAAGAGGAAGGAAAAGGAAGAAGAACAGAAACAAAGAGAACAAAAAAGAAAAAAAAAAAAAAGAAGAAAUAUGUUGUUGAAUAAAAUAGCAAUAAUCGAAUCUCAGACUGAAUUAUAAUUGAAUAUUAUACCGCAAUCUUUGUUGUCGCGACAGCGACGCGUGAGCGUGUUAAUUAUUAUAAAUACUGUUACAGUGUCUUGCUACAUUUGGGGAGAUUGAAAUAAAAUCUCGAUGCUCGAAAA